AUGGAUCUCGUCUACUCGUCAUGCGGCGCGUUGCUGUUCUCGUUCUACAUCAUCUACGACACGCAGAUGAUUGUGGGCGGUGAACACAAGCUACAGAUCAGCUCAGAAGAAUACGUAUUCGCUGCGUUAACCCUGUAUCUGGAUGUGAUCAAUCUGUUUAUCUUCAUCCUGAGGCUCUUAGGCAGCGGCAACAGGCAUAAUCCUUUAACGCUGCGUUGCCCCGAGCCCCCAUCCAGGAAUACCACACAUGUCGAUUCCGGUACUCAUGGCGGCCUGGGGCCGUCAAUGGGUCUUGUGCAGUACACAGAAUGCUGUACCGGAGCCAGUGAACCAAUCGUCAAAUUAUCACCUGCGCCAGCAAAGUACACGCCUGUCGAUGAUUCCCAAUCCCAAAUCCAGGAUCCCAAAUCCCAAAUCCAGAAUGCUAUGUUUACUACCGCAGUUACAAUUCCAAUUCCAAAUCCAGUUUCAACGUUCUGUACAAUUGUAGCCUGCUAUAUUAACGUCCAGGAGAUCCUGAGGGAAACUUCGGAGCGAACCAGCUACUAG
This is a messenger RNA of Sphaeroforma arctica JP610, 549 nucleotides long. RefSeq lists its product as hypothetical. NCBI's taxonomy places the organism in Eukaryota, Ichthyosporea, Ichthyophonida. The transcript is spliced from 3 exons. Bases 1 to 549 code for a protein of 182 amino acids. The record is from RefSeq and is a predicted model, not a curated record. Gene Ontology annotation, cellular component: membrane.